UUGAAAAUUCUGGCAAUAUAAAUUAUAUGGUUGGCAAAGCCAUUUUAAUACCAAAGAAUGACAAAGUUGAAAAAAUCUUUGACCUGAUUAUAAAUCAGCUUCCAGGUGAAGUUUACACAUAUUACAGUACAGACUCUGUAGGUUUAAAGGAUGGUAAU
Acaulospora morrowiae is the source of this 158-nucleotide messenger RNA. The record is from the annotation of a GenBank genome assembly. Lineage: Eukaryota; Fungi; Glomeromycota; Glomeromycetes; Diversisporales; Acaulosporaceae.